Molecule: messenger RNA, 3659 nt
Organism: Pocillopora meandrina
Lineage: Eukaryota; Metazoa; Cnidaria; Anthozoa; Scleractinia; Pocilloporidae
Source: the annotation of a GenBank genome assembly
AUUGUGAUUAUUUGCAGAGGAACACUCACUAGCAAGGACGUGCAUUGGAACAUCAAGCUAGGGGCUGUACACCUAGCCUUCCCCCGUGAUGCUGUAUCUGAGCCCACCCUGAUAACGGUCCAUCGAUGGAAACCCACGGUGCUGUCCCCGCCUUUGCAGGAGCACGAGGCUCUCGUCAGCAACGUGAUUGAGAUUUCCUCCAACAGUCAGGAAGCUUUCAAAUUUGAAGCUGAAGUUAAGAUGUCAUUCACUCACAGUUCUCCCGGCCUACACGGCUACGAGUUGGUGUUGUACAAACGGAAUGACAACGAGACUGGUGCAUGGAAAGAAGUGACCGAUGUGGAAGAUUUCAAAACUAUCUCAGGUUGGAUGAAAAGCCUUCAAAUGUGUUAAUGUUAAAUUACGGAUAAAGAAACUUGAUAUUGAGGGUUUUGGUCGAAUAUGGGUGGAUCUGCGAGAGAAUCUGCUCCCAGGAAUAUCUUAACGGAGGGUAGCAAAAGGGUGGGGUAGGGGGGGGGGCUCUAAUCCCAUUUCACGAAUAAAUUUUAGUAAAAUUCAGGCUUCACGUAUAUAGAGGGAAAACUUCAAAUCUCUCUUCUUGUGUACAAAGUUUCAAGGAAAUCUUGAGGUUUUCACGAAAUGAAGGAAAAAAAGCACGGAAUACGUAUAUUUCAGGAGGCAAAUCACGCCUCACGCUGGUUCAUAAUUUCGCGAAUCACGCUCGCCUUUUCCAGUAAAAUUCACGUGUCGCAUAUCAAUUUUGUCCCUAAGUACGAGUCACGUUUAAAUACUUUUCCUCCCGCUAAACGUGGCUCACGAGUAUGCUAGAUUGUUUUAAAAGUUGCUAGUUGCCAAGCCACGCAUACUUCAGUACUAGUGCAGCCAAAUAUUAUUCGACUGGUAACAGUCAAAGUUGGUGCUGUUAGCCUUACGGUGAACACGGAAUAAAUAUUUACGCGCUAAAAUACUGUGGAGACAUUUUUCAGAGCGACUCUUAAUAAUGGUGGACCACAAAGAAAGAAUUCGAUGGGUAGCUUUCCUUGUAUUGCUUGGUCAAGACUCUUUUGGAUCGUUCACCCAGGUUUACACUUGAAUGAGCUCUGUUACCUAAAAAUUAACUUAAACUAUAUUUUAUUUGUUCUCUGCUUUAUUGAUAUAGAUUUUGAAGAAGAAUAUCAAUCCAGCCAAGAUAUUCCCAACCUACACUUUCCUGUUGUGCAAGCGGAUAUAACAGAAUGUGCCACAUAUGCAGUAGUGAGUCGUCUCCGUCUUUCCCCUGAAUUCACGAUUACAUCAAAUGGCGGUUCCUUUGCCCUGCCUAAAUAUCCAAGUAUAAGUGUUACUAUCCCGGAAAAUGCUGUUACUUCGAAAACAAGGAUUCCUCUUCGACUGAAGGUACAGAAUUUUCCUGAAAUAUAACAGAUGCGAGGGGCAUCUAGUUUCGUUACAGUAAACGUUCGUGAUUGUUUAUCUUUAAGAACUGGUGGUGGAAGUGUCGAGUCGUUUGACGAGCGAAGUCCUAAUGACAAGAAUCGGUAAAUUUUGGGACUAAGACGUUUUGUUUCCUGAAAAUUUACUUCUUACCUUCUGUUUGUUGCUUGAGUCUGUCUUCCACUGUUGGAGGUCUGUGCAACACGUAAAUACUAAAUUUGAAAAUAAAGGUGGAGAAAAUUCUCCUCUUUUCCAUUUUACUUUACCGCAACGUAACUUGUUCUUUACCGUAAUGAAUCCUUGGAUUUACUCCUUUCGACAUAAUUUCUCUUUAGGUGCAAGAAGUACCACGUGAAGAGUUUGAGGCUAACGAAAUACUUAUUGGACCUAUACUACGAAUAGUUUGCCACAAACCGAUUGAGUUCUUGAAGCCUGUUACCAUUACGCUGCCAGUUUCUUUGGGAGACGCGCGGCAUGACUCCCCUGAUCCAACGGCAUGCCGGGUAAGAAUAUUGUUUCUGAGUUCUGAUGGUGAACAGAAGGAAUGGAGGGAAAUCACUGAAGAUUUGAAGAAACCAGUGACGUUUGACGGGACGACAGUCAAAUUCGAGGUGGAACGCUUCUCUGGGUACGUUUGUUUAUUCAUUGCGCUAAAUGCAUAUGUGGCCAGUUUCCAAAGCGUGGCAGGCCCUCGAACAUGUGAACCCCUAAUUAGGGGUAUUUCUGAACGUGUAUAUCAAGGAAAUAAACUGCUAUUUUCCUGUUGAUAAUUAGAAUGUGGUAAUCUCAGAACUUUUUUCGAUCAACUUUUAGACUAGGUUAAGAAAAUAUCGAAGUGAGGAUGAUUCAUCAAGCAAGCUCUGUGGACAUAUUAACUGAUAGAGAAUAGGAGUUUUAGCAUGUAUCUGAUUCCGAAUGAAUAAGGUAUUGGAACUCCGAACUGAGCCAAGGGAUCUGCAUUUUUCCCCCCUCGAAUGUAAAGACAAGCAAACGAUAGAAAAAGUUGGACAAAACUCUAAGUAUUAGAUCUACUUUAUGAAAGGAAACCCUAUCUCGCGUAUUACCAUCGUGAUACUGUCUUUUGCACCUUUCAUACCCUCCUCUAAACAAAGGAAAAGGCACUCUCUUCUUAACUCAAUUUUCUUAUCUACUGUUAUUUGGGCAGACAAUGCUGAAAUCCCAAACAACGGCUGCCAAGGAGAGGAAUGUACCUGCAGAUCCGAUCUGGUGCUAAGAUUAAUUGCAGUUUAAAUACAGUUCUUCGACUUUCAUUACAGGUAUUCGUGUUUGAUUGACUGGCUUGCAGAUAGCUUCAGUUAUCAAGGCGUUAUCGGAUAUUUGUCGAGCCUUAUUUGGACCCAACCUCAGCUGGCAGUGUUCUUCGCCUACUUCCCUCCCGAAGACCGCCCUGAUUCUCAAGACAUCUUGCACCUAAUUUGCUGCCCGUAUCAACUUAGAGAAAAGGUGCGGGAUGAAAUUAAGAAUCAGGCUAAUGUGCCCACUCCGAGCGAUUCAAGUUCCCACAUCAAGAUGAUUCCUGGGCGUGAUAAAGCAUACGUCUCCCUCAAAAAAGGAAUCCGAGCGAUUGAGGAAGUUGACAUGGAGGAAUUUUAUCUCCAGUAAGUUUUUAGAUACGCUUCACUGAGAAAAACCUUCUGUAUGCUAUCAGUCUGAAGUUUUUUUACUAGUAGGUUUUCAUUAAAUAAUUCCAAGAAGGCCGGAAACGUAGGGAUUUUGUUUAAUCAAAUUUAAAACAACAAUCAGCAGAAAAUCAAAGUUAAGCUGUUAUUGAUAGAAUUUAACUCAAACUUUGACUUCAUAAAUUUGGUGUCUUUCUGAUAUAGAUUGCAGAUGCUAUAGAAAUCGGGCAUUGAGGAGUGGAACCCGGGGAAAUGAUUAAAUUCUAAUGCAGAUUACCGCUGUACAUUCGCUCCCCAUUCCCCGUUUCCAGUUCCUCUUUCGACGUUUUGAUAACAUCCGUGCUAUUUCCUUCUGUAGAAAAACGGAAACGAUUCUUGCUAAUAAAUACAUCCUUUUUCGUGCUGAUGAGAAUUAUUUUCGACAGGUUUAUAAGUGAUGAGCUCCAUAAAGUUCAGGUUCCAAUCCGUGUUAUUGAUGACAGAGGACUUUCAGGGGUGGAGUUUUUCAAAACACCGAAGUUUGAAAAAAGUACUCUGCUGUGUCAAUUGUAUUUUCGAUUAUCGCCUCUCAAGAGAAAGCUGAACGUA